GAAAAACCACCAGGGAAGAAAAAAGUUCAAAGUUCAUCUGGUUGUGUUGUCAUUCUUCAGCUGCCAGUUCCUCCAUGGUUGCAAGAUGUCUGGCCACGAUCAGCUGGCGCUGUGUCUGUGUGAAUUCACCAGGUUGUUGUGGAAACUGCUCCUGCCCCUGGUGCUGUUGACGCUGGUUCUGGUCGCCGUCCUGGUGCUGCUGGUCGCCGGUCUGCGCCUCUGGUUCCAGUCGAUCCGCGCGGCGAGGCGCGCCCGGGACGGUCGGCCCACGGUGGCCUUCUUCCACCCUUACUGCCACGCCGGCGGCGGCGGGGAGCGAGUGCUGUGGUGCGCCAUCAGGGCGCUACAGAACCGGUACCCCGAGGUGAACGUGGUGGUGUACACGGGCGACCUGGAGGUCAGCGGCGCCCAGAUCCUGGACGGCGCCCGGCGGCGCUUCAACGUGGCCCUGCCCGGCCCGGUGGAGUUCGUGUUCCUGGCCCACCGCGUGCUGGUGGAGCCCGGCCUGUUCCCCCACUUCACCCUGCUGGGGCAGAGCGUGGGCUCCGUGUUCCUCGGCUGGGACGCCCUCACGCAGUGCGUGCCGGACCUCUACGUGGACUCCAUGGGCUACGCCUUCACCCUGCCCCUCUUCCGCUACCUGGGCGGCUGCAGCGUGGCCAGCUACGUGCACUACCCCACCAUCAGCACGGACAUGCUCUCGGUGGUCAGCGAGAGGAACCCCAGGUUCAAUAACGCAGACUACAUCUCCAACAACCUGUUCCUGAGCGCCGCCAAGCUGGUCUACUACUGCCUGUUCGCCGUGCUCUACGGCGCCGCCGGCUCCUGCAGCCACGUGGUCAUGGUCAACUCCUCCUGGACGCUGGACCACAUCCUGGCGCUCUGGCGGGCCCGCGACCGCACCUGCGUGGUGUACCCGCCCUGCCCCGUGGAGCACUUCACGGACAUCCCCAUCCUGGACCAGGAGGAGGAGGAGGAGGAGGAGGAGGGGGAGGGGGGCGACGGCGGGAAGAGGCGCUACUCCGUGGUGUCGGUCGCGCAGUUCCGCCCGGAGAAGGACCACCGGCUGCAGAUCCGGGCGUUCAAGAAGCUGGUGGAGCGGCGGGCGGCGCUGCAGGGGCGGGAGACCCUGCGCCUGGUGCUCAUCGGGGGCUGCCGGGACCAGGCGGACCGCGACCGGGUGCUGAUGCUGCGCGGGCUGAGCCAGGAGCUGGGCCUCGGGGAGAGGGUGGAGUUCAGGCUCGACGUGCCCUUCGACGAGCUGAAGAGGGAGCUGGCGGCCGCCACCAUCGGCCUGCACACCAUGUGGAACGAGCACUUUGGGAUCGGCGUGGUGGAGUGCAUGGCGGCGGGCACGGUGGUGCUGGCCCACAAGUCGGGCGGCCCCCGGCGGGACAUCGUGGUGCCCUUCGAGGGCGGGGCCACGGGCUUCCUGGCGGAGGACGAGGACGGCUACGCCGACGCCAUGGACCGCAUCCUGCGGCUGCCGGCCGCCGCGCGCACGGAGAUCCGGCGGCGGGCGCGCCAGUCGGCCGCGCGCUUCUCCGACCGCGAGUUCGAGAACUGCUUCCUGGCGGCCAUGGAGCCCCUGAUGAACACGCUGGAGAGAUGAUGGCCAACGUGUGUGUGUGUGUGUGUGUGUGUGUGUGUGUGUGUGUGUGUGUGUGUGUGUGUGUGUGUGUGUGUGUGUGUGUGUGUGUGUGUGUGUGUGUGUGUGUGUGUGUGUGUGUGUGUGUGUGUGUGUGUGUGUGUGUGCGUGUGUGUGUGUGCGCUAUUAGGAGGGAGGUGUGUGUGUGCGCUUAGUCCUAUGCCCCCCCGCCCCCACCCCCCCCCCCCAGUGUGAGGGGAGGGUGUUCUUUCUGCCGGUCUGCACGGUUGAAGACCCCCCCCCCCCCCCCCCCACUAUAGGCGCACACUCGACACUGAAGCUGGUCUGGGAGCAGCUCAGUGACAGACCACAGGGUCCAGAUCGUAGUCUUUAUUCUAAGCCGGGCUGAACUCUGUAGCACUCGUAGAGAGUUACUUUUAUCCGUCUUCGAUGGCAUUCGCCCCAUCCCGACAUGUUUUCCUCCAAGCGCCCUCUGAACGAAGAGCAGCGCAGGUUUGGUUAACGGAUCAGGAGAGGAUUUGCUGUGAAAUAAAAAGUCUGAGGUCUAUAUGUUAAUCCACUCACGGAUCAACUGUCGCACCAGUAGAGAUCCGUAUUGAAAUAACAUGUUUAGUUUCAAGUUAUAUUUCAGUAAUGCUGUAUUUCACAUCGAGUGAUCGUUCUGUUCUAUGAAUGUAUUCACAUUCUUGCUCAUUUAGCCAUUAUCACAUCCAGUUAAAAAGCUGAAUAAAAACGCUCUUGCUCUUGAUGUAAAACUGUAAAUGAGAUGCUUGUCGGGAACAUAUCUUGACCACCAUCUUGAUGAGUGGGGCAGAGUAAUUGUUUUAUAUAAAAUGGCCGCUUUAAAUCCAAGUAUUGCAGUACAAGGACCAGAGUUAACGUUCUACUUGUUAGAAUGUGAAUAUUUUUAUAUAUUGAGUUAUUGCAAAUAAAGAUGCCAUGGAAAAU
Molecule: messenger RNA, 2557 nt
Organism: Gadus macrocephalus (Pacific cod)
Lineage: Eukaryota; Metazoa; Chordata; Actinopteri; Gadiformes; Gadidae
Product: GDP-Man:Man(3)GlcNAc(2)-PP-Dol alpha-1,2-mannosyltransferase-like
Exons: 5
Coding region: 86-1612 (508 amino acids)
Biological process (GO): protein N-linked glycosylation
Cellular component (GO): endoplasmic reticulum membrane
Molecular function (GO): GDP-Man:Man(3)GlcNAc(2)-PP-Dol alpha-1,2-mannosyltransferase activity
Source: RefSeq, a predicted model, not a curated record